AUGGCCACCAGACGUGUUCACAGUGAAGAUGACCUCUCCUGCCCAAUUUGUGGGCAUAUUCUCAGUCAGCCAGUGGUGCUCACUUGCAAACACCGGUUCUGUAAAGUGUGCUUGAAAGACAGCUGGGAAUCCCAAGGUGGACGUGAUUCACACUACUGUCCUCUGUGCUGGCGCCGCUCCUCCAUGGAUCAAAUAGUGGUGAGCACUGUGCUGGAGAAGGCCUGUCAAUCCUUCAAAGAGGACAAAAGAAAGAAUGAUCCAGAGGCUUGUAGAGAACAUGGAGAAAAGCUCAGUCUGUUCUGUUUGGAAGAUCUGGAGCCAAUUUGUGGCGUGUGUGGGAAAACAGCUGCACAUGCUGGGCACAAGCUCUAUAACGCUGGGGAAGGUGCUCAUGACUGCAAGGAGGAACUGAAGAGUGCACUGCUUCCUUUGAAAGAAAAGUUGCAGCUGUACAGGAAGGCGAAAAUGGUCUGUGAAGAAAUGGCAGAGCAUGUCAAGAACCAAGCUGAGCACACUGAAGCACAGAUCAAAGAGGAAUUUGAAGCAAUGCACCAUUUCCUGAGAGAGCAAGAAGAAACCAGGCUCUCUGCUUUAAAAGCUGAGGAAGAUCAGAAGAAUCAGAUGAUUAUCGAGAGAACUGAGGAGAUAAACACUGAAUUGGCAUCACUCUCAAACACAAUCAGAUUGGUUGAAAACGAGAUGACAGUGCCAGACAUACCAUUUCUUAAGAAUUACAAAGAAACCAUAAAGAGGACCUGGCGAAGUUCUUUUGAUCCAAAAAUGAUUUCAGAUGGCCUAAUUGAUGUAGCCAAGCACUUGGGGUCCUUGAAGUAUAAAGUGUGGGAGAAGAUGAAACGUGUGAUAAAAUACAACCCUGUGGUUCUGGAUCCUAACACAGCAGCUAGCUGUUUCAUCCUCUCAGAAGAUCUCACCGUUGUGCAGAACUCUACCCAGAUUUUCAAGCUGCCAGACAACCCUGAACGCUUUGACAUCAGUGCUGAAAUGCUGGCUGCUGAGGGCUACUCUUCAGGACGCCACACCUGGGAUGUGGAGGUGAAGGACAACACCUACUGGGUGGUGGGUGUAGCGAGCGAAUCCAUCAACAGGAAAGGGAAGCACGUGCUGACCCCAGCAGAGGGAUUCUGGACUAUUAGGUUCCGCAAUGGAGAACAUAAGGCCUGCACUGCACCAUGGGAGCCGUUAAACAUGACUAGGAAGCCAGAAGUGAUCCGAAUUGUUUUAGACAUGGACCGUGGAAAAGUGACUUUUUAUGACCCCGGAGAGAGAACACCCCUCUACACCUUCACAGAUAUAAUGUCAUCUAAAGUCUUUCCUUACUUCUGCAGUGCUUGCAAAGAGCAUCCGAUGAAAAUCCUGCCUAUAAGGGUUUCUGUGACAACAGACCUGUAAAUUUACUUAUAUACAAUUAAGAACUGUCAAAAAUCCAAAGACAAAAACAAGAAAUUGCUUUAGCUUCUUGAAAAAUUCAUCACAUUUUCUACUGGAAAAGUGAAUGUGAAAUAAAUUAAAAGUUUUGUUACCAAAAAGUAAAAACAGCAUUGCCAAAGUAUUUUUUUUAAAAUAAUAAAUGACAUGAACACUGAAUACUUUAAAGCAUUUAAUUAGCAUUAAAACGGAACAAAUGUAGUCUGGAUGAUUUCAAAUGUAAAUAGCCUUACAAUCUUUAACAUCUAUAUAUUAUUACACUGAUAAGACACUCAACAAUGGUCAGUCUGUGACUCAGCCUUGCAUGACACAAAAAUCAUGCCCGUAACUUCCACAUUCAUGUGAGCUGCUUUCCAGGAAAUGGUUGAACACAAUGUGAAAAACUAACUGAUGAAGAA
Molecule: messenger RNA, 1844 nt
Organism: Sphaeramia orbicularis (orbiculate cardinalfish)
Lineage: Eukaryota; Metazoa; Chordata; Actinopteri; Kurtiformes; Apogonidae
Gene: trim35-13
Product: tripartite motif containing 35-13
Exons: 6
Coding region: 1-1410 (469 amino acids)
Molecular function (GO): zinc ion binding; protein binding
Source: RefSeq, a predicted model, not a curated record